CAUCCCUGAGCUUUGGGUCAGCCCUUUCACCCCGAGAUCCGGGGAAAGGAAUGAUGCUUCUCUCCCAACAUCUCGGAGAAGAGAGAGCCAAUGAGUGACUAGGUUUAGUAGUACAUCAGUGACAAGGUUGCGCUCAGGGAUCCGUCCGUUCGCUGUCUUCUAGGGGAAGCGAGGUGCUCAGCAGGCAGUCAAUUCCAGUGCUGUUCCUGGAAAUCGUGGAACAUUGAUUAAGGUACCGGGCGCAGAUGUGCACCGGGCAGGGCUGGACAGCAUUGCGUAGGCGCUGACUGAGGGCUGCCGGCUUGUCGCAGUUGCCAUCGGUCUAUCCCUUUGGAAUUCCUCGGGUCCUUGUUCCAGGCAUCUCCCGAGUUGGAAAUAACAAGCCAUGAUAUCACUGCAAUUUCAUGCUCGUUGGCAACCUGACCCAAUCACUUUACUUUCCGGGCUGUAGGUAUCUGGGGCAAAAACUGCUCGAGUGCCAUGUACUUCUGAAUGGUGCCCAGGGGCCCAUCUCAGAGGUGUGUGCUCAGCUCUGCCAGAUGCCAUGUACCUGUCCUUGGUUACCCCCACGUUGCCCUCCUGGGGCACCUCUGGUCCUGGAUGGUUGUGGCUGCUGCAGGGUGUGUGCUCGAAGGCUGGGAGAGCCCUGUGACCAACUAAAUAUCUGUGACCAGAGCCAGGGACUAGUAUGCAACUACAGUACCACCCUGGGAGAUAGGAGAGGCACCUGUAACUUUCCAGAGGAUGAUGGCAGCUGUGAGGUGAAUGGGAAGAUCUACCAAGAUGGGGAGACCUUUCAGCCAAGUUGCAAGUUCCAAUGUCACUGCUCAGAUGGGGGCUUCACCUGCAUCCCCCUUUGUAGUGAGGAUGUGCGGCUGCCCAGCUGGGAUUGUCCCUACCCUAAACGAGUUGAUGUCCCUGGGAAAUGCUGCCAAGAAUGGGUCUGUGACCAGGGAGUCCAACCCAUCCCAGCAGCAGUGCCCCGGUUCCUGGGACCUCCAGUACCACUGUCCCCUGAAUUUGUCUGCCAGGAAUGGAGCACAUUGUGGGGCCCUUGUUCAGCUACCUGUGGGCUGGGUGUGGCCACCCGGGUGACCAAUCAGAAUCCAUACUGCCGGCUGGAGAUCCAGAGUCGCCUGUGCCUCCUGAGGGCCUGUCCUCCUUUAAGAGUGCCCCACCUCAGUGUUGCCAAUACCCCUUAAGGGGAGGUGUUCCUGUCCAUGCUUGUGGAUAGAAGCUUCUGGGGCAAGAGAGCCUCCAACUUGUCAGAUUUGGAGACUGCCUGCCAACCUCAUCUCCCUCUGAGGCUUCCUUCAGGCUGCUCUGACCUUUUGCUUCAAUAUCUUCCUUUGAAAGAAACUCAUUCUCUCAAAUGGAGGUACUAAUAAGGCUCAUAUCUACCUUCCAGCCUCUAGAACUCAUGAUUAGGUGUUGAGCUUCUCCGAGACACUCCAACCAGCCAAGACUCAGUGCACAUAUGUAGACUUAAGUCAUCUUAGCAGCACAAAAUAUGGGGGAAAAAAUCUUCAAGAUCAUCUAAUUCAAGAUCAUCGAGGAUCCAUGGAAUAGACAUCAAAGGGUCUGUGAAUGUAAAUGGGAAAAAUUACUUAUGUAAUUUCACUAACCUUUAAAAUUUGCCUCUAUUAGGUAUUUUAAAAGAACAUUAUUCAAAGAAAUGGUUUACAGGCUUUAUUAGACUGCCAAAGAUGUCUAUGACAUAAAAAAAGUAAGAACUUCUAGUGCAACCCUUCAUUCUUCAGAAGAAACUGAGACCUAGCAAAGAGCUAUUUAUUUAAUUGAUAGACUGUUCUCUUUUCUUUUACAUUUAUAUUUCACUUUGUUUUUUAUGUUUCUU
Molecule: messenger RNA, 1855 nt
Organism: Sarcophilus harrisii (Tasmanian devil)
Lineage: Eukaryota; Metazoa; Chordata; Mammalia; Dasyuromorphia; Dasyuridae
Gene: CCN5
Product: cellular communication network factor 5
Exons: 4
Coding region: 405-1202 (265 amino acids)
Biological process (GO): signal transduction; cell adhesion
Cellular component (GO): extracellular region; extracellular matrix
Molecular function (GO): integrin binding; heparin binding
Source: RefSeq, a predicted model, not a curated record